GACACUCUUCUCACUGAUUUGUCCUCGAGCUGCGCUCGGCAACAAACAUGCCCCAUCUCACUUCUCAUUCUUCCCCUCUAACUUGCUCAUCGACCCUUUUCAUCGCCCUCAUCCUCAUAUUCAGCCAGCCGAACCGAUCCACCGCAGCUGCUGAUGCCAAUGCCACGGGCCGCCACCGCCAGAUGUCGUUUGACUACUACGUCAAGUCGUGCCCCCAGGUCGAGCAACUCAUCGGGUCAGUCACGAGCCAGCAGUUCAAGGAAGCGCCGGUCUCCGGGCCGGCCACCAUCCGGCUCUUCUUCCAUGACUGCUUCGUUGAGGGAUGUGACGGGUCGAUAUUGAUAUCGAGCAAGCCCGGAAGCAAGGAGCUGGCCGAGAAGGACGCGAUUGACAACAAAGAUUUGAGGGCGGAGGGAUUCGAGACAAUCGCGAAAGCCAAGUCCUUGGUGGAAAAUAAAUGCCCCGGCGUCGUUUCUUGUGCUGACAUUCUUGCCAUCGCUGCCAGAGACUUUGUCCACUUGUCCGGCGGUCCGUAUUACCAAGUGAAGAAAGGGAGGUGGGACGGCAGGAUCUCAAAGGCCGCGAGAGUGCCACCUAACAUCCCUCGGGCAAACUCGACCGUCGAUCAGCUCCUCAAGCUCUUCAACUCCAAGGGCCUGACCCUAGCGGACAUGGUGGUCCUCUCCGGCGGGCACACAAUCGGGUUCGCGCACUGCCAGCAGUUCUUGAGCCGCCUCUACAACUACAAGGGCACGAAGCAGCCCGACCCGGUGAUCGACCCGAGGCUCCUGAAGGCCCUGAGGAUGUCGUGCCCGCAAUUCGGGGGGAACAAAGACAUUGUCGUGCCGUUUGACGUGACCACGCCAUUUUUGUUCGACCACACGUAUUACGCGAACCUCGAGGCCAAGUUGGGACUGCUGGCCUCGGACCAGGCCUUGUUCUUGGACCCGAGGACGAGGCCGGUGGUGCAGGAUCUCUCGAAGGAUAAGCAGAAGUUCUUCCAAGCUUUUGGGGCUGCAAUGGAGAAGAUGGGGAUGAUUGGGGUCAAGAGGGGGAGGAAGCAUGGGGAGAGGAGGAGAGAUUGUAGCUUCCAUGGGUGAAUGUCCAUGCUUUUUUCUUUCUUUGUUUUCAAAUUUCAUGUUUUUUUUUUUAUUGGAUUUGGGGUUUGGAUUUGUUGAGUUUGAUUGCUUGGUGGUGUUGUAGAGUUGUAGGUGAGGCCUUGUGAAUGGAUGAGAGCCGUGAAGAAAUUAGGAGAGUUCGUGCAUACUUUUGGGCACAUUCACUCGUUGAUUGUUAACUUUGGAUUUGUUCAUGCAACUAAUUGGGAUUCACUUCAUUUAAGAUAA
Eucalyptus grandis is the source of this 1346-nucleotide messenger RNA. RefSeq names its product peroxidase 19. Bases 48 to 1100 code for a protein of 350 amino acids. Gene Ontology annotation, molecular function: heme binding; peroxidase activity. Lineage: Eukaryota; Viridiplantae; Streptophyta; Magnoliopsida; Myrtales; Myrtaceae. Gene Ontology annotation, biological process: response to oxidative stress; hydrogen peroxide catabolic process. The record is from RefSeq and is a predicted model, not a curated record. The transcript is spliced from 3 exons.